GUGACUUUCAAAUACGCUCGACAGACAACAAGUUAACUAGAGUUAAUAGAAAAUUGUGUAUCAUGAAAAAAGUGGCGACGUUGUGCUGCGUAUAGAAAAAGAAGAAGCAGCAGAAAGCAGCGCAUUGAAAAAUUUACAAGAAACGAAAACUACUCAGUGCUCCCCCCAUAAACUCCCCAUAUUUAUAGCAAGUGCAUAUUUGUUUUGUUUAACUCUAAUUGCAGCUGGACAAAAGUAAAUAGCCAAAAAUCCUAUAAAGUAUCUUAAUACGUUCGUGACGUGAACAUCAUUGUAUUGUUGCAGUGAUUGUUGUUGUUGAAAUUGCCGGCAGUGUGAAAUAGACUUGAUCAUGGAGGAUCGCAUGAUGGCCCACACUGGUGGGAUGAUGGCACCGCAGGGUUAUGGCCUGCCCGGUCAGGAUGAUGGCCAAAACGCUGGCAAUGAGAAUGAGGUGCGCAAGCAAAAGGAUAUUGGCGAAAUCCUGCAACAAAUCAUGAGCAUCUCGGAGCAAUCCUUGGACGAGGCACAGGCCAGAAAGCACACACUCAACUGUCAUCGCAUGAAGCCGGCCUUGUUCUCAGUGCUCUGCGAGAUUAAAGAGAAGACCGUGCUUUCAAUUCGCAACACGCAAGAGGAGGAGCCACCAGAUCCACAAUUGAUGCGCCUGGAUAACAUGCUGAUUGCCGAGGGCGUGGCCGGUCCCGAGAAGGGCGGCGGUGGCGCUGCAGCCGCCUCAGCAGCAGCGGCCAGUCAAGGCGGCUCGCUGUCCAUCGAUGGAGCCGAUAAUGCCAUCGAGCAUUCGGAUUACCGUGCCAAGUUGGCCCAGAUUCGUCAGAUCUAUCACCAGGAGCUGGAGAAAUAUGAGCAGGCCUGCAAUGAGUUCACCACACACGUUAUGAAUUUGCUGCGCGAACAGAGUCGCACCAGACCCAUUACACCCAAAGAAAUUGAGCGCAUGGUGCAGAUCAUACACAAGAAAUUCAGCUCGAUUCAAAUGCAACUGAAGCAAUCGACCUGCGAGGCGGUGAUGAUACUUCGAUCCCGUUUUCUGGACGCCCGUCGCAAGCGUCGCAAUUUUAGCAAGCAGGCAUCCGAAAUACUUAACGAAUAUUUCUAUAGUCAUUUGAGCAAUCCGUAUCCAUCCGAAGAGGCCAAGGAGGAGUUGGCGCGCAAAUGUGGCAUAACAGUGUCGCAAGUAUCGAAUUGGUUUGGCAACAAGCGCAUUCGCUAUAAGAAGAACAUUGGCAAGGCACAGGAGGAGGCCAAUUUGUAUGCGGCCAAGAAGGCAGCUGGGGCAUCGCCAUAUUCCAUGGCCGGUCCGCCCAGUGGCACCACAACGCCAAUGAUGUCGCCCGCACCGCCACAGGAUUCAAUGGGUUAUCCCAUGGGAUCGGGUGGAUAUGAUCAACAGCAGCCGUAUGAUAAUAGCAUGGGCGGCUAUGAUCCCAAUUUGCAUCAGGAUCUUAGCCCUUGAGGAUAGGCUUGCCAAAGCUAAAGCAACAAAUUCAUAAUUUUUAAUAAAUAAUAGAAAUCUUUUUUUUUUAUAUAAAUAUAUAUACAUAUAUAUAUACAUAAUGAAUAUACCACAAAAAUGUAUAACAGUUGAACAAAGAGCAACGUUCAACACUGCGCAGUGUGUGUGUGUGUGUGUGUAUGUGUGUGUAUGUGUGCGUGUGUGUGUGUGCAGAAAGAGCGUGUGUGUAUGUAUGUAACAUGCAAUCAAUUAUGUAUACGAUUAUGUCUUAAUUAAAAUUAUGUACUGAAAACAAA
Drosophila innubila is the source of this 1770-nucleotide messenger RNA. RefSeq names its product homeobox protein extradenticle (gene exd). The coding region runs from base 350 to 1474 and encodes 374 amino acids. Gene Ontology annotation, molecular function: DNA-binding transcription factor activity, RNA polymerase II-specific; RNA polymerase II cis-regulatory region sequence-specific DNA binding. Gene Ontology annotation, biological process: embryonic organ development; regulation of transcription by RNA polymerase II; animal organ morphogenesis. The record is from RefSeq and is a predicted model, not a curated record. The transcript has 5 exons. Lineage: Eukaryota; Metazoa; Arthropoda; Insecta; Diptera; Drosophilidae. Gene Ontology annotation, cellular component: nucleus.